AUGACGAGCGAUUUGGACCGCUGGGUUGGUUCCGUAGGAAAGCUCCUCGGCAUGGGUGAUCGAAAGAGAGGUCUAGGCGAUUUCGCCUUGGACUUGUUGUUGGUGGCCGGUAUGAUGGCAACUGGAGUCUACCUGGCCCGCAACUUUCUUUCGUCCCUUACGAAUACACUUGCAGACCCUGACCGAGAAAAGCACGAACAAGCGCGGUUACAAGCCAAAGCUCAUCUCGAACGCUUACGCAAAGGCAAGAAUACUGGCAAGCCAGGUGACGAUUCUGCGAACGACAGCAGCUCGGCUCGUCGUGGCCCGAAGCCAGAGGAUCUGGUGCUAAACGAAUACGAGAAUCUUAUUGCUCUGGAAAUGGUAGCACCUGAGGACAUUCCCGUGGGCUUUUCUGAUAUCGGUGGUCUGGAAGACAUUAUUGAUGAGCUGAAGGAGUCAGUCAUAUACCCUCUUACUAUGCCGCAUUUAUACUCCCACGCUGCGCCGCUCCUUUCUGCGCCAUCAGGCGUGCUGCUUUAUGGCCCGCCGGGCUGCGGCAAAACUAUGUUGGCUAAAGCUGUUGCACAUGAAAGCGGCGCAUCCUUCAUCAAUCUUCAUAUCUCGACAGUGACAGAGAAGUGGUAUGGAGAUUCAAACAAGCUGGUCAGAGCUGUUUUCUCACUCGCUCGCAAGAUGCAACCUGCCAUCAUCUUCAUUGAUGAAAUCGAUGCAGUGUUGGGCACCAGAAGGAGUGGCGAACAUGAAGCAAGCGGAAUGGUUAAGGCCGAAUUUAUGACCUUAUGGGACGGUUUAACAUCGUCAAAUUCGUCCGGUAUGCCGGCGCGAAUUGUCGUACUUGGAGCUACAAACAGGAUCCAUGAUAUUGACGAAGCUAUUUUGAGACGAAUGCCUGAAAAGUUUCCUGUGUCUCUUCCGGGGAAGGAACAAAGGCGGCGUAUCUUGCAACUUAUCCUGCAAGAUACGAAAACUGAUCCGGACAAUUUUAACUUGGAGUAUAUUGCUAAAGUCACAGCGGGGAUGUCUGGGAGUGAUAUCAAAGAGGCAUGUCGCGAUGCCGCUAUGGCGCCGGUUCGCGAAUAUAUGAAGGAGCACCGGGCCAGCGGCAAUUCCAUGUCUAGUAUCACACCCGAUCACUUCCGCGGUAUCCGGACCGAAGAUUUCUUCGGGCGGAAAGGUGGUGGCCAAAUACUGAUGGAGAAUCAUGCGAAGCAGUCAGCAAAAGCCUCAGGGACGUCGGCUGAUGAAUACGAGGACAUCGUCGAGGACUUAGGCUAA
Molecule: messenger RNA, 1278 nt
Organism: Colletotrichum truncatum
Lineage: Eukaryota; Fungi; Ascomycota; Sordariomycetes; Glomerellales; Glomerellaceae
Product: ATPase family aaa domain-containing protein 1
Biological process (GO): extraction of mislocalized protein from mitochondrial outer membrane
Cellular component (GO): mitochondrial outer membrane
Molecular function (GO): ATP hydrolysis activity; ATP binding
Source: RefSeq, a predicted model, not a curated record